CAUUAAGUAAAAUGUUGCUUAUACGCAGUGUGGUACUUUGGAAGCUGCGUUGAUUAGAAAGUGAUCUAUUAAACUCAAUGUAAAUUUUAUUUGUUAUUCACUUACAAGCAUUACUAUAUGGAUCUUAAAUUUUAUUAGAGAGUAAAUAGAAUUAAUUGCUAUGACUAUGCUUUAUAAAGUUGUAAUUACUCUUUACCAUACAAGGAUACUUUGAUGUACCAACCUUCAUGUGUAUACAUAUUAAGUGUAGUUUUGUAAUUUUUUAUUCACCAACAAUUUCUUGUCAAGCCUGCGCAAUCACAUGUUACCAAUACUUUUGCAAUAACUGACCCUAAUUUCAAAUAACUUAACUUUGCAAACCAAAUAACUUGAAAUGCCGCGACAUGGAGCGCUUUUAUGAGUAUGUGGUGCUAUGGGCAAGUACUGUAUGAUCAGGCAGUAACGACAUAAAAUUAAUAUUAAUUUAAAACAAUGUAACUUUAUAAAAUACAUUUUUUCAUAAUUUUUGUUAUUUAGUAACUAGAGUAGGUUUGUAUGUUUGUAUGUACAUAUGUAUGUAUAUAUCAGACGUUAAUUUCUUUCUUUUUCAACGCGUACGCAUGUGAAUGCACACACACACGCGUACAUAAGUAUCUCCAAAGCUACGCAAAUUCAGCAUGUGCUCGUUUGUAAUUUUCGCUUUCUAUGUAGUUUAUGGACAAAGUCUGCAUACUUUUUCAAACUUUAGAUUUCAAACGUACUCGCCCUUAUACUUGUGCCUAUUGCUAAACACCUAUUUGGUACAUGAAAAUUAUAAUAUCUACGUAUUUAUAUAAGAAAGGUAUAAUACACCUAUAACCUAAUGUACAUAUGUAUCCGUAUAUAUAUUUGGGCAUAUUUUGAUGUGAUCGAUAUUUUUACUUGGCGAAAAAUAUGGCAACGGAAACCGUCUUCCACACCUAACCCAAAAAGAAAAACACACUUUUUUACACCCAACCUUCGCCUGUUAAUGUUUGGUGAGUAAGUUAAGUUUCGAUUUCGUAACCAAAAUUGAUAAACAAAAUCAAGUUCCGCAUGGACUGCUAGUUAAUGUUAUCAAUGACAAUGACUCCAAAUACCCACAACUAAGCUACCAAGCAAACAAUUGCUACCACAACUUGGCUACCCACUAACCAAAAGUACUUGUAUAUGUGUGUAUACUUUUUCAACAACAGAAAAUUGGCACAAGCAUAGCGUUUGACAACAGCCAAUUGAAUUAUGUACGUUGAAAUAUGUAUGCAUGUAUGUAUGUAUUUAAGAGUAUUUAUAAUUGCAAUGUGGUUGUUGUUACUGUCUAACGCAUUGCAUUUCUUUCGAUUGACGCGCAUUUCUUCACUUGACGCUUCGAGUGUUUACGUCCGAUUUGUUGUUUUUGCCGUUGGCUGACAGUAACCGCGUAAGAGUGCCGCCCUUGCAUACUAAUUAGCCUGAGCAUCCGCACACGCACACUAACUCAUUUGAGUUGGCUAUAAAGUAUUGGUCAUCGUUGUCAUUUACGUCGUUCUUUGCUCGAAUCUUUCGCCAUGUAGUUGUUGGUACGAUAGUGGUAUUGGAGUGACGAUUUAUAGCCAAGUUUAAGUUUAGCCGCGCACAUGGAAAAAGUGUAUUUGGCAAUGGAAAUGAAUUGCACCGUUGAAGAAUUCACACCCUUCGAUCAUGCAUACACCGUUUUAUCCCUUCCCCCAUAAUUUCUUCCACCAACUGUUGCUUUGCGACUCAAAUGAAAGCUACAUUUCAUGAGCAUGCAGCAAAAGUUCCGAAAUCGAAGCCAAAUACAUUUCAAUGUGUCGGUUUUUUUGGGCAAACCUAGUAAGAGUGGCGCUAUUGCCACACCAAUCGUGCUUUUAAUGUUGUCCAAAAACGUUCACGCGUACCUGAAAUGUCCAAUGAAGCGCGUCUUAUAUGCAAUUUAGUAGAGGCUUACCCUCCCAUCUCCCACACCGUGGCCGCCGCUGCUUUUAUGUUUACCUGGCGUCUUCAACCGAUAGUCAACGAGCAUACUCUCUGACCGUUUGCCGCCUGCUUGAGGCUUCUGGGGAGCGGCAGUAUAAAACCAUGAGUAUACGACCAAGUGGAUAUCAUUGUCUCAUUAUCGAUUCUGUAGUGAACACACAGCAAUCUAGAGCUAGUCAUCGCAUAACGGUCACUGAAACGCGUCGUUCACUAUCUCAAUUUCUUUAAUUUCUUUCCCCUCAAAACUUAUUUGAGUUUGCAUCGAAAUGGCAUUCCGUUUUACGUCCUUAAUCGCAUUCGCUUGUUUAUUGCUCGUAGUCGCUUCGUCAAUCAAUGCUGCUGCCAUUGAUAAUUUUGUGGCAGAGCCCCGCAUACGCAACACGGAUGAGCUGCUCACCACAAUUGUAGAUAAGUGCUUUAAUGCCAACGGAUUGUAUUGUUUGAAAGAGAAAGUUUUAACCUAUUUGGAUGGUGUAGCCGGAGUUGAGGAGGAUAUUAGUGGACGCGCAUUCAAUGAGGAUGUCAUCGAUAAAGUGAUCGUCGAUCGUGUUAGCCGAAUCUUAAACAACAAUGAAUUCCGCCUGCGCUUGCCAGAAACCGGAUUCGGCAGCUCGGUCGUCAGCUAUAGUGCUGCUCGUGGUUUUGAUGUAGAAGUUCCCGAGACUAGAGCUCGUGGUGAGAAAAAGAAGGACAAAUUGCUCCUCCCUCUGUUGCUGCUCAUGAAGUUUAAAUUGAAGGUCGUCAUGCCAAUCCUUCUGGGCCUGAUUGGACUCAAAGCAUUCAAGGCUUUGAUUUUGUCGAAAAUCGCUAUUAAACUGGUACUUGGCUUCCUUAUCUACAACUUGAUUACCAAAUUGUCCGGCGCAAAAAUGAUGAUGAUGCCCGCACCCAUGCCAGCGGCCGAAUACGGUCCACCCAGCACCACCGCGUCCUCAUACGAUCCAAGCAGCUGGGAACCAGCCAGUGGUGGCCCAUAUGCCCGCUGGGACUCACAGAGUCUCGCAUACAACUCAUACCACCCCAGCUCCAGCUCAUACAACUCCGGCUCCAGCUCCACAGGUUCAUCGUCCAGCUACAGCUCCUCAUCGUAAAUAAGAGUAAACUACGGCACAUCUAGAAUUUUCACUCCAAAAAUCCUAACCGUUAUUCUGUGGACCUGAGUUCACACUAGAGGAGAGCUUUACAAAAGAGCACACAAAGUUGUACAUAUGUAUACAUAAAAAAAUCAAGCAAGACAAAAAUAAGACAUUAUACUAUCGAAAAAUCGGAAACUAGGAAAAGGAAAGGACUAAGACAUACGCUAAACUACCAUUUAAUCCAUUUAGUAUAUUUAUUAAAUGUAAUUUAUUUUUAUUAUUUUAAGGAUUUAGUCAUUCUACUAAAGCUUAUUGACUUUUACUACGCUUUCAUUUUUCCAACUUUCCCUUUAGUACUCUCUCUACACUUUUCUAAUCUUUGCACUUUAAAUUUUUUUCUAUGAAAUUUCCGCUGUUCUUUUCUUCUCUAGUGCUUUAAUUCUGCAUUUACUUGCAUCUUUUGUUAAAUAUUUACCUUCUUUCUUUUCCGCAAAUCCAAAUAACUAAGUUAAUAUUUAUUUUAAUUUAUAGAGAUGCAAACGAAAAAUAAAAUAUAAAAAAGAAAAUGAAUUUUUAAAAAUUUUGAGUUUUCUUUCACAACCAAGAAUUUCA
Bactrocera oleae (olive fruit fly) is the source of this 3659-nucleotide messenger RNA. It is a transcript of the gene Osi20, whose product is annotated as DUF1676 domain-containing protein Osi20. The record is from RefSeq and is a predicted model, not a curated record. NCBI's taxonomy places the organism in Eukaryota, Metazoa, Arthropoda, Insecta, Diptera, Tephritidae. Gene Ontology annotation, cellular component: membrane.